Rotaria socialis is the source of this 447-nucleotide messenger RNA. The record is from the annotation of a GenBank genome assembly. NCBI's taxonomy places the organism in Eukaryota, Metazoa, Rotifera, Eurotatoria, Philodinida, Philodinidae.
AUGGCUAAUUACCAUCUCAAGGGCAACAAGGGGCAUAAUAUAAAUCAAAACAAUUGUUAUAUGGUGGAUAAUUUAAUUGGUGAUCAAAAUUAUGACGAUCAUUCUGAACAACAAUGUCAAUGUACACAUUCGUGUUACGAUCCAUCGCCGAAGAUUUAUUUUAUGUCGAACUCAAACAAGGAAAAACGUGUUCCUCCUCCAUCCACCACCAACAUGGAAUUAGUUAAUUCACCAGCUUAUUCAUUACGUCGUUCACACUCGAAUAUGUCCGACGAUGAUGAUUUUCAAAUAGUUGCACACAAAAGAAGUAAACAAGUGAAUCAUCCGAUGACUCACAUUAUUCGUUCACAAGAAACACAUAGACAACAACAAGUUAUUACCGAAGAAAAUGAUAAUGUAGUACAUAAUGCACCAAGUCCAAUUACACCUGUUCCAAUUAUGAUCUAA